Messenger RNA from Pyrgilauda ruficollis (rufous-necked snowfinch), 3146 nucleotides. It is a transcript of the gene SETD6, whose product is annotated as SET domain containing 6, protein lysine methyltransferase. Bases 585 to 1952 code for a protein of 455 amino acids. Gene Ontology annotation, cellular component: nucleus. The transcript is spliced from 9 exons. Lineage: Eukaryota; Metazoa; Chordata; Aves; Passeriformes; Passeridae. Gene Ontology annotation, molecular function: protein-lysine N-methyltransferase activity; protein binding. The record is from RefSeq and is a predicted model, not a curated record. Gene Ontology annotation, biological process: peptidyl-lysine monomethylation.
GCCCCGUGGGGCCUCUUCAAACGCCUCGUGCGCACUAAUUGGCUUCAUUAGAGCAGCCAGUGAUGGCAUCAGCCCCCGUCCUGCUGGGGCUGGGGACAGCACUAAUGAGCCGGGGAACGGCUCUGGAGGGGAGAUCAGAGCCCGUAUCUACGGUGGGAGUCCGUGUGGUGUCGACUGAACAAGAGCACAAGCUUCAUUACCCUGAUUAAUUAGAGCCCGCUGCUUUUACCCACGCCUGGAGCUGUGAGCGCACCGGUGCGCGGCCCCUCGGCAGCCACGGGGGCACCGCAGCCCCCCGAGUGCUGGACACACCCGCAGACAGACACGCGGUGGUCCCUGGCUCCCACAGAGAGGCACCAUGCGGAGCUCAGAGCCUUCAGGGAGGGGCUCGGAGCCGGACCCCACAGACACGGACUGCGACCCCCCCGCGCAGGAGGCUCCCGGGCGCGUUUCCGCCGCUGCUCCCCCGACCUUUUCUGUCCCUUUUUGGCCACCGUUAGCCCGGCCCAUGGGGGCGGAGCUCCCGCCCACCCGGAAGAGCCCGACCGGGACCACGUGGUGCGGGACCACGUGUUGGCAGCGUCAUGGCGUCGGCGCCCAAGAGGUUCAAGGCGGCGGUCGAGAGCGGCGCCCAGGGCAAGAGUAGUGCCGACCCCCUCUCCGGGUUCCUGGCGUGGUGCGGGCGGGCCGGGGUGGAGCUGAACCCCAAGGUCCGCCUGAGCAGGGAGGGCGCGGUGGCGGGGUACGGGAUGCUGGCCGCCGAGGAGCUGCAGCCGGGAGAGGUGCUGUUCACCAUCCCCCGCACGGCGCUGCUGUCCCAGCACACCACCUCCAUCCACGCACUCCUGCAGGAAGCCCAGGAGUCCCUGCAGAGCCAGUCUGGUUGGGUCCCUCUCCUGCUGGCCUUGCUCCACGAGUACACAGCCAGCAACUCCCACUGGCAGCCGUACUUCUCCCUCUGGCAGGGCUUCCGGAGCCUGGACCACCCCAUGUUCUGGCCUCAAGAAGAGCGAACAAGGCUCCUGCAGGGCACAGGCAUCCCCGAAGCUGUGGACAAGGAUCUAGCUAACAUCCAGCUGGAGUACAACUCCAUCAUCUUGCCUUUCAUGGAGACCCACCCUGACAUCUUUGACCCCAAACUGCACACUCUGGAGUUGUAUAAGGAGCUGGUGGCAUUUGUCAUGGCUUACAGCUUUCAGGAACCUUUGGAGGAGGAAGAAGAAGAUGAGAAGGGGCCCAAUCCUCCCAUGAUGGUGCCUGUAGCAGAUAUUUUGAAUCAUGUGGCCAACCACAAUGCCAACCUGGAAUACUCUCCACAGUGUCUGAGGAUGGUCACAACGCAGCCCGUGAGGAAAGGACAGGAGAUCUUCAACACGUAUGGGCAGAUGGCCAACUGGCAGCUGCUGCACAUGUACGGCUUCGCAGAGCCCUACCCCGGCAACAGCCACGACACGGCCGACAUCCAGAUGGUGACACUGCGCAGGGCGGCGCUGCAGCGUGCCAAAAGUGAAGCGCAGCAGCAGCUGGUCUCAGAGCAGUGGGACUUCUUGUGCCAGCUGGAGAUGGUGGGGGAGGAAGGUGCCUUUGUGCUUGGCUGGGAUGAGGUGCUGACAGAGGAAGAGCUGUCCAUGACCCUCAAGGUGCUCUGCAUGUCAGAAGAAGAAUUCAAGGAGUAUAAAGAGCAAGAUGGCUGGGAAGAUGACAGUGACGAAGAGGAAAACUCUACCCUUUCAAAUGAGGCCCUCUCCAGACUUAAAACCCCUUGCAAGAAGCUCCUUUAUGACAGUGUGCUGCUGACCCUGGAGUCCUAUGGGGCAGACCUGAAAGCAGAGCAGGACUUGCUAAAUAACAAGGAGGCUUACGAGAAACUGAGCCGAAGGGAGCAGCAAGCGCUGCACGUGCGCUACGGACAGAAGAGGAUCUUGCAUCAGCUGCUAGAGCUGGUUCAGUAGAAACCUCAGUGCCCCUGGCCAGGCCCUGGCUGGGGCUGAUCCUGAGGGAAAGGUCAGCCUGUGGCCAUCUCUUCUGUAGCAGAGAGGACAGAUGGCAAGACUGACUGCAGGUCCACUUGUCCCUCAUACAGCACAUGGAUUUUUAGCUACCUCUACAUAAAGAAGUAUCUUCACAGCACAAAGGUGGUUUUGAGUGGCCUUAUUGUACCAUGAGAGCUCUGCAGCACAAGUACCAACUUUUCCCAGAGGCCUUAAGAAACCCCAGCCAUCUUAAUGGCUGUUUUAGAAAGGCACACAUACACUGCCAGAGCAGCAGAGGAUUCUCUCAGCAUCAGAAGUUUAUGGCAAGACCUGCUCCUUAUCCAGAUUAAGAGGCAGAAAUCCUACUGGUAGCUCUUACUUCAGAGAGGUUCAGAGUAAAUACCUGGCAGGGGGACCUGCUAACACCAAACUCUUCACCUGUACGUAUUUUAUGUUGAACAUGUUCAAAAGUACAAGCCCAUCUAGCUGGUCUUCAUGCAGGCUCAGUGUAAUAAAUACUUCCUUUUAUUUCCACAAAAGGUAUUUCUGUGUGGGCUUGAGACUACUCUGGAGGAGCACUGUCACAGUUCCACAGUGGCUGCAGGCUGAGCAUUUGAUAUACACCCUCUGCUUGUUACAGUUCUACCCUGAACCCACUUUGGUUUUGCAUGACAAAACACUGAUGGUUGACAGGUCAAGCUCUGUUUAAUAAAAAUGAGUUUUCUUACCCAGCCCAUGCUCUCUGCUUCAACAGGGUGUGAAGCCCCAUCUAAGAGCAGGGGGAUUGUUGCUGCUGCUGCAGUUAAAAAAGUAUUGCAGACAAGCAAAAUCCACACUGUACUCAUGACAAAGCUCAGCUACAGCCCUGCCUGCAGUGCUUGGGGACAGGAUGGUUUAACAGUGCUGAGGGGAGCUUGUUCUGGUUUCCUAGAUGGGACAACAGCGAAUUUGAGCAGGAUCUCACACAACUGCCACUAUCCUUCAUAGAGACAUUGUUUAAACUGCUGUUCUGUUAUCCUGUGUCUCCAAAGUAAUCAUAUUGGAAAAUGUACAUGUCAGAGGAGUGUUACAUUUUGUAUCUUGCGUAAAGUUUGGGGUUUGGGUUAAAACUUGUUUUUUAGAUAUGCACAGAGUUGGUGAUGACAAAAGCAUAUAAAAGGUUUGAACCUAUAA